CCGAUUGGCUCCGCUUCCUCCUUCACGCCGGGAAGCUUGUCGCCAUGGUGACGAGGCCUACUCGCCCGCCGCGACCACGAUGGAUUACACGGGCAGCUCCUACCACGGCGGGCGCGUGAACGGCAGGUUGGAAGGCACCGGAACGUACACCCUCCCGACCGAAACCAAAUAUGUCGGCGAGAUGAAAGACGGGAUGUUCCAUGGCAACGGGACUUUGUUCUUCCCCAGCGGAAGCAAAUACGAAGGGACUUGGGAUAAAGGAAUAUCCAUAGAGGGGAAAUACACCUUUGCGGAUGGGCUGGAGUAUCAAGAGCAGAAGUGGCAUUAUUGCGACGGCUACGACAGAAGGUUUUACACCGAAAUCUGUUCAGGCUUGAAGCCAGCAGGCAUUUCCCAGCUGACCAACCUGGACCCUCCUCGGGUCAUCCCCCCGGGCUGCUACGACUGUGGCGACGGCUUCUACAACCCCAAAACGAGAGUCGUAAACGACUACAAGCACCGUUUCUUGAGGAAUGCAGACGACGACGAGCACGAGUGGAUCGUCCGGACCUGCCGCAAAGGCUGGGACGAGUUCAUUGGCUUCAAGGCCAAGGGGGGAGCGGCGGCGCUGCUUGAGGAAGGCGAAGAGAAGAAAGAAGAGAAGGAGACUUUCCCCUGAAGCCUUUCCCCACUUCGCUUCCCUUCGUGGGGGCCCCCGCACCUAUAAUUUCUCCAUUAAGGUAGUUUUUGUUACCUUUCCCGAGCAAAAUAAAGCGUAGAGCCGCACUUCAUCAUCA
Anolis sagrei ordinatus is the source of this 776-nucleotide messenger RNA. RefSeq names its product MORN repeat containing 5 (gene MORN5). The record is from RefSeq and is a predicted model, not a curated record. Lineage: Eukaryota; Metazoa; Chordata; Lepidosauria; Squamata; Anolidae.